AUGAGCUGCGGCACUCAGUCGACGACGCAGAAUAAUGAGGAUCGUAGCAGCUAUGAGAGAUAUCGGGCCAUAGACUACUCCUUUCACCCUCCUCUAGACAACCCCGAAGACGCCGACGAUGCAAGCCCACUCUUGUCAACAGCCCCCCUUGACAGCCCGCCUCAGUCCCUACCAGAGGAAGAAGACGACGAUACUGGUGGCGUGUUGUUCCGCCUGAGCCAAACCGAUGGCGGCGAAACUCAGGUAUCGGUGGACAACGGGCCUGCUGCAGCUGAUGCCGCAGAAUCCCAAAAUUAUUUCCAGCGUUCGAUUCCCAAGAUGUUGCCGCCCGAGACCCCCGCCAACGCGAACCCUUUUGCUGGGAAGGGUCAGGGAACCCUCCUUCCCGGCUCGGAAAUGUUCAGGCAUACACAAUUCUCGGCUGCUGCUCGAGCCGGUAUUAGUCCUACAUCAUCGCGGCCCUCUCCGAAUAUGUUCGCGCAUAACUCUAUUUCACCAAACUUUGUCGACGCAUCUCCUCUUCAGGCUCGUGGCACCCGCCAUUCCCCGCCCGCCCCGACAUCAAGCCCCCAACAACUCAUGGGGACAUCAUCUCGUCCUUUCGAUCUUGGGGACAAUUUAGUUGCUCAGUACGGGCUCGAUUCUGAAGUGACAGAAAUCCCAGAGUCACCUCAGCCAAAAUCACAUCGUGGACGGCGUGUGACUACGAAACCUGUCGGUGAAUAUGAGCCUAUGAAAGACUCGCAAGAGAGACGAGAGCGAGCGGAGCCUAGAUUUAACCAGAAGUCUGACCCCGAUUGGAGCGACGAUGAUUUCGUAUCUGGCCGGAUUCGAUCCAGGAGAGUCGUCGGCAUCCAAGGACUGAAAUCAACAACCCUCAAUCGAAACAGUUCCAGGGAAGAGGAGGUGGAAGUCCCUUCUACAAAUAAGAAGAAGCGCUCUACAUCCGGGGACGCAGAGGAAUAUCCUGCUGAACGCUGUGCGAAAGAUGUUUGUGCAGAGGAAAGCACUCAAGAUCUAAGUACCCAAGGCGAUCGUAGCGUGGCGGGCUCGCAAGAGCAGGUCCCUAAACUGGCCAAUACGUCCAGUCGCGAAGCAAUACCAGAAACAAGUCCUCCUCGUGUGGCAUCAGGGCGUCAAGGUCGCUCGCCAGAACCAGCAAAAUCGGGGGAUCAGCCAUAUUCCCAGCUACCCAGCGAACUAGCCAUAACUGCAAGUAUAGAUGCACCGUCUACGAAGCCAAAGUCCUCAUUUAUACCUGCUAGCACACUUCCAGUUUCUGUAGUGUCAACGCCUGAGUUCGGCAUGAAUACAAGACUGAGAAAUCGUCGCGAAAAAUCAGCCCCUUCAAUACCACUUACCAGUUCCGCUCGGACACUUGAUCUUCCUCGGAGAGAUCAUAGUCCAGAACAAGAGGAACAGCUGGAUGAACAAGGGCCUCCCGCGAGUUCUUCUGCGACAAUGGACCCUCAAAACACCAUGUCGGACCUAAGCAGCCUUGGGACAACACCGGGGCAAUCUAAUGAAACGACGCCGGCGACAGAAGACUCUACUGCCCCUGAGGGAGUCGAGGCUGUUCAUAGGAUUGAGUCUUCACCAGCCGAUGUCAAGUCUCGUCGGCGUGUUGUAACGAAGCCUUACUCAAGUAAACCUAAAAAUACAAGCCGUUCAACUCGAACCGGUCGAAAGUCGGUCAUUAGAUCCCCAACAUCUUCAGUAGAUGAGCUUGCUAGAUCACCCGCGUUUGUACAAGCGCCAGGACACAAUCUGCGUGCCUCUCGUCUGGGGAGAACCAGCGUCAGCACGACUUUCGAACGUGCGCCCACUAGUACACCGAUCAGGGGUCCUAAGAUAUUUGACUGCAUGGUUUUUGCGAUCUCAUUUUCAUCAAAGAAACCGCGUGAGGGGGUUGAGUACAGCGGUCUCACUGAGCAAGUAUCAACGAUCGAGAAAAAGAUCCAGCAAGCCGGUGGCAGAGUUCUGGCUAAUGGCUUUGAUGAACUCUUCGAGUCGCAACCGGUCCAAAACGCCAUAGUGGAAUCCGAAGAGGAAGAAAAUUCUCCUGAGGACUCAGAUCUGAGACUGACACCUACUGCCCGCUCGACUGGCUUCACAGCCCUAAUUGCGGACAGUCACCACCGCAAAUCAAAGUAUAUGCAGGCGCUGGCUCUUGGUCUACCUUGUCUUUCGGCGCGGUGGGUGACGACUUGUGUUGCAAAGGGGAGGGUUGUUGACUGGGAGCCUUACCUUUUAUGUGCCGGCCAGUCUUCCUUCCUGGGAGACGCAUAUCGAUCCAGAAAUCUGCUACUAUAUGAUGCCAUCACGGCAAAACUACAAGACGUGGUACAGAAACGAUCUCGAAUGCUGGCCGACAGCAAAAUCCUGAUUGUGAUGAAGAAAUCGGAAGAGGUCAAGAAAAUGGCCUACAUUUUUCUCGCGAGAGCUCUAGGUGCAUCCGUUUCACGAGUCUUCACGGCAGAUGAGGCACGUCAAAGCCUCCGGGCUGCCCAGGAUCGUGGAAAACCAUACGACUGGGUUUAUGUCGGCGAAAAAUCCAUAACAGAUCAGCUGUUUGAGGAGACACCGGAAGCCAUCUUCCCCAUGCUUAAAAAGGGGAAAAAGCGCAAGAGAGCCUCCACCACAGAGGCUGCUUCGAAUUCCUCCGCUGGCCCACCGCCUAAGAGGAUUCGCACACUGAGUGAUGAGCUUGUCGUUCAGAGCUUGAUUCUCGGCAGACUCAUAGAAGCAGAGGAGAUGGAUGAGUGA
Messenger RNA from Pyricularia grisea, 2766 nucleotides. RefSeq lists its product as uncharacterized. Bases 1 to 2766 code for a protein of 921 amino acids. The record is from RefSeq and is a predicted model, not a curated record. Gene Ontology annotation, cellular component: nucleus. The transcript has a single exon. NCBI's taxonomy places the organism in Eukaryota, Fungi, Ascomycota, Sordariomycetes, Magnaporthales, Pyriculariaceae. Gene Ontology annotation, molecular function: histone binding. Gene Ontology annotation, biological process: positive regulation of transcription by RNA polymerase II; DNA damage checkpoint signaling.